CAGUCAGCAGAUACCAAGAAAUACUUCCUGCAGUGGAUGAAGGUCUUUAUGGACGACCUGUCCUCCGGUCGCCUUGAGGAACUGAGGAGAGACUAUCACAAGUUAUGGUCUGAAAUCCUGGAAAAAAAGAAAAGUAAGGAAAAAACCAAUCCAAACCCUGAGUUGCUGAGUAGGUUGGAGGCCCUCUCUGAUGAAAUCAACGAUUCAUCCGUUGGCCUGGAGCAUCUGUUGAGAGAGGUAGGGCAGAUCUAUGAAGCUCUGCACUUAAGGAACUCAAAGAAUGAAAACGUUGUCAAACUGCCCCAAAUGGCAGCAGAGCUGAUGGUUUCGGGGUAUCCCGUGGAGCUGAUGGAUGGGGAUGCUUCUUACCUGCCCCUGCGCUGGGUGGGAGCAAUCUUUGACAGCCUCAUUGAGAGGCUGGGGGACAAACGAGUGUUUGUUCUCUCUGUGCUCGGCAUCCAGAGCACAGGGAAGUCAACCCUGCUGAAUGCCAUGUUUGGGCUGCAGUUCAACGUCGGCGCGGGGAGAUGCACCCGGGGAGCGUUUAUGCAGCUCCUCCCACUGGAUGAGCAGCUGCAACAGGACGUGGGCUUUGAUUACAUGCUGGUUGUUGACACAGAGGGCCUUCGUGCCAUAGAGAUGGCCAAUAAGCAGUCCCUGAAUCAUGACAACGAGCUGGCCACAUUUGUCAUCGGCAUCGGCAACAUGACCUUGAUCAACGUCUUUGGGGAAAAUCCCUCAGAAAUGCAGGAUGUUCUUCAGAUC
Molecule: messenger RNA, 765 nt
Organism: Neopelma chrysocephalum (saffron-crested tyrant-manakin)
Lineage: Eukaryota; Metazoa; Chordata; Aves; Passeriformes; Pipridae
Product: interferon-induced very large GTPase 1-like
Exons: 1
Molecular function (GO): GTP binding
Source: RefSeq, a predicted model, not a curated record